Eruca vesicaria subsp. sativa (arugula) is the source of this 1089-nucleotide messenger RNA. NCBI's taxonomy places the organism in Eukaryota, Viridiplantae, Streptophyta, Magnoliopsida, Brassicales, Brassicaceae. The record is from the annotation of a GenBank genome assembly.
GGCCGUUUCUUUCAUCAAAAUCACAUAUUUUAAUUGUUCAUUUUCUAAUGAGAUUCAGCUUGUUAAAUAGAUCAAUAAACAAAUCUCAUAAACGCGGGAAACAAAAUAACAAACUCCAUAACCGCCAUAACGGCCCCUUCUCUUUCCCUAUAUAACAAACUCACGUAACCGCUUUCUUCUUCUUCCCUUCUCUCACUUCAAACCUCACAAGUUAGCAACAAUGGCGUCUCUCUCAUUCACCUCCGCCGUCUUUCUCGCUGCACUCAUCCUCAGUCUCCCUCAUCCAUCCGCCGGAGUCCCUCUCGAAGAACUCGAACGAGCCAUCACUGUCCUCCGCGUCAGAGGCAGAGCUCUCUUCGCAAACGCGAUCGUAACCUCCGAUCUCCUCUUCGAUCUCCUCUCCGUCGAGUCGCUCACUCUCUUCGCCCCAACCGAUUCCACGCUUUUCGAUCUCGACAUGACUCACUCCUUUUCCUUCUACGUUUCCACUCUCCGUCUCCACUCCGUACCUGUUCGCCUCCCGUUCUCCGAUCUCAGAUCUCUCCCUAACGCCACCACUCUCCCGACGCUGCUCCCUUCUCACCACCUCCUGCUCUCUAGGCCUUCUUCUUCCAAUGAAUCGGUUUAUCUCGACGGUGUUCACAUUCUCGUCGCUGGUUUGUUCUACGGUCAGCAUCUCGCGGUGCACGGGAUCGACGGUCUUCUUUCACUCACGACGCCUUCGUCUCCUCAGCUUUCCGUUGAUUUGGCUCCAGUGGUUGAUUCGCCGGCGGAGUCUCCGUAUGCUGGGGAUUCGAGAUUCUCGCCUGCACCGCAGCCUUACGAAUCCUUUCUUGGUCGUUCGCCAGCUGAGACGCCGAGGGUUGAAGAAGUUUCGCCGUCGCCGUGGAGAGAAGGUAUGAUCGUAGGCGAUGGAGGUGGUCCGUUGGAUUGGAGGAGUAACCACUUCUGAUGGACACGUGUCGUAAUCUGUGCAAGUGAGGGAUUUAGCUGAAGAGACGAUUUCUUUGUAAACGAGUCCUUUCUUUUUGCUUGAAAAAAUUGUAAAACUUUGAUAGUGUGUAACACAUUACUCGUUCUUUAAUGUCA